Molecule: messenger RNA, 1438 nt
Organism: Sorghum bicolor (sorghum)
Lineage: Eukaryota; Viridiplantae; Streptophyta; Magnoliopsida; Poales; Poaceae
Product: serine/threonine-protein kinase Aurora-2
Exons: 9
Coding region: 110-997 (295 amino acids)
Biological process (GO): mitotic spindle organization; protein phosphorylation; regulation of cytokinesis
Cellular component (GO): spindle pole centrosome; spindle microtubule; chromosome passenger complex
Molecular function (GO): protein kinase activity; ATP binding
Source: RefSeq, a predicted model, not a curated record
CGUUGCGUUCUCUGCCCAGAUUACAAAACUUCUCCUCGGCUCGCCGCUCCCGUCCCCCAUCCCUACCCACGCUUCCUACCCCUCCGCGCCGCUCCUCCAGGCUCCAGACAUGGCGAUCGCCACCGAGUCGCGCGGCAGCGAGGGCAGGUUUUUGCAGGCUUCAGCCCACGCAAACGAGGAUAAGCGGUGGGUGCUGUCUGAUUUUGAGAUUGGGAAACCUCUUGGGAGGGGCAAGUUUGGUCAUGUUUAUCUGGCCAGAGAAAAGAGGAGCAGUCAAGUUGUGGCUCUGAAAGUGCUUUUCAAGAGCCAACUCAAGCAAUCACAGGUCGAGCAUCAGCUGCGACGUGAAGUGGAGAUUCAGAGUCAUCUUCGCCAUCCUAAUAUUCUUCGCCUGUAUGGGUACUUCUAUGAUCAGAGCCGGGUUUACCUAAUCCUGGAAUAUGCUGCCAAGGGUGAACUGUACAAGGAACUGACAAUGUGCAAACAUUUUUCUGAAAGACGUUCAGCAACUUAUAUUGCAUCAUUAGCUAGAGCUCUGAUCUACCUUCAUGGAAAGCAUGUCAUCCACCGGGACAUUAAACCAGAAAAUCUUUUGGUUGGAGCCCAGGGUGAGAUCAAAAUCGCCGACUUUGGCUGGUCCGUGCACACCUUCAACAGAAGACGGACUAUGUGCGGAACUCUGGAUUACCUGCCACCUGAAAUGGUGGAGAAGACAGAACAUGAUUACCAUGUAGACAUAUGGAGCUUGGGUAUUCUGUGCUAUGAAUUCCUUUACGGGGUCCCACCUUUCGAAGCUAAGGAGCACUCAGAAACAUACAGAAGGAUAGUGAAAGUGGACUUGAAGUUCCCACUGAAACCAUUCGUUUCACCUGCAGCGAAGGAUUUAAUUUCUCAGAUGCUGGUCAAGAACUCGGCGCAGCGGCUGCCUCUCCACAAGGUUCUUGAGCACCCGUGGAUCGUCCAGAACGCUGAUCCUUCCGGUGUGUACAGAGGGUAGAACUGCCACCGGCUGAAUACUGCCUCUCCUUCACUCUCCCCAAUUCGAGGGGAUUGCGCAGACACAUGGAAUGCCACAAGGAAUCAGCUCAUGCGCCCGGGCCUUGCUGGAUGUGUGUACAGAGGGUAGAACCACCACCAGCUGAAGGCUGCCUCUCCUCCACUCUCCCCAAUUCGAGGGGAGUGCACAGACACAUGGAAUGGCCACGAGGAAUCAGCUCAUGAACCGGACCUUGCUGGAUGUGUGUUAGUGUUCUAUUUGGUGGUGUGUCUGUAUUGGGGUGUGCACACUGUUCCACAUGGGUUUGCAUGGGCAAGCGUUCAUCUUCUUUAAUCUAAUGGCAGACAGUUGUACUGCAUUGUUUGAAUACAAAGUACACAAAAAGUAACUCUAAGAUUAAGUGAGAUUUAAAAUCUGAAACAACACUGAUUCGGAUAAAAA